UCCAGCUUCCUUCCAGCUAGUAUUGGUUUAUUUGAGUGACUGUAGGUGGCCGAUAGUAAAGUCGACAGCCCUUUCUCGCAGUUUUGUCCCUGCGUGACGCCAUGGCGCUUUUUUCGAUGCAACAGGUGUUCGUCUCCGUCGUGCUGGUGCUUUGCCUAUUCGUAGUGAUGCCUAGGAUAUUCAGUGGGGGAGGGAAGUCUCCGCGGAGUGCCAAAACCUCCUCUGGCCGGCCAGCUCCUCAACAGCCCCGACACGGCACAGCUGAAAAAAUUCUGCAUACACCAACAAACUUUGAAACUCCUGAAAGUAAAACAUAUCAAAGCAUCCAGCAAAUGAGAAAUGCAAUGGAGAAGGAGUUGAAGACUGAACGGACUAGAGACAACCGCAAAGACUUUGCAUUAACCCUAAUGCCGCUAUAUGCUAUAAGCGUGGGUGUGUUUGCUUUAUACAAAUUCUUAAAGAUGAAAUCACAGGAAGAAAAUUUAUCAAAAAAAGAAAAAAAUGCAGAAGAAAAAACAAAAGAAACAGACGAUCAACUUUUGGAAUUGGAGCAACAUCUUGCACAAACAGAAAAAAUGUUAAAUUCAUUAUUGACUCAGUUAGAUCCACUUUCAAGCUGUAUUAAUACUUUGGCUUCUGAGCAGAAAGAUGAAAUUAUGGAACAACUUGAGUCUAUUAGAAAACUGAUGAAAGAAAGUGGAUUAGACAAAUCGGCCAUGAAACCACAAGAUAUUAGCCACCAUACAUGCCAAGAGAAACUUGAAGAUCUAAUACAGUCAUUCAGCGAACAUCCGGAAGCAAAAAUAGAUGAGGAUAUUUAUGAAAAAUGUGAGCAUGAUACCAUAUUUGAAGAUACGGAAGAGUUUUAUGGUAUAAAAAAGUAUCAGCAUUUUGAUCAUGAAUACUUACUUAGUACCAUGGAAAAACCAAAGAAGAUGGAAGUAACCAAUCAAGAUAUAACAGAAUUAAAUAUUGGGUUAAGAAGACGUCUUAGGAACGAAUAAACGAAUUGUAAUGAAUAUUGGACUUACUAUACAACACAUUUUAAAAAUUUAAAAUAUAUUCACCAUAACUGCUGUAUGUUUUAAAAUGAUAUAUUUAUGAACAUUUUCUAUUUAUUCUGAAUAAAAUAAUCUCUGCAUAUACUGCACUGAAAAUUCUACCCAG
This is a messenger RNA of Protobothrops mucrosquamatus (brown spotted pit viper), 1167 nucleotides long. RefSeq names its product coiled-coil domain containing 107 (gene CCDC107). The record is from RefSeq and is a predicted model, not a curated record. NCBI's taxonomy places the organism in Eukaryota, Metazoa, Chordata, Lepidosauria, Squamata, Viperidae. Bases 102 to 1004 code for a protein of 300 amino acids. The transcript is spliced from 6 exons. Gene Ontology annotation, cellular component: neuron projection; intracellular membrane-bounded organelle; neuronal cell body. Gene Ontology annotation, biological process: protein localization to cell surface; synaptic transmission, cholinergic.